This is a messenger RNA of Haliotis rufescens (red abalone), 6121 nucleotides long. RefSeq lists its product as uncharacterized. Gene Ontology annotation, molecular function: protein binding. The coding region runs from base 161 to 6082 and encodes 1973 amino acids. NCBI's taxonomy places the organism in Eukaryota, Metazoa, Mollusca, Gastropoda, Lepetellida, Haliotidae. The record is from RefSeq and is a predicted model, not a curated record. The transcript is spliced from 4 exons.
CCCAUGGCGAGGGCGGCUGACGGCUGCUCUUUCAGGCGAGUUAAAGCAGAAUGCGGAUCUGAUUUGAUACGUGAUACUCAGAACUGACGACAUAUGUUAUAGCAGUUAUAAAAUAUAGCUGGAUGAACAUUUGGGGUCACUAACCGACAAGAUUAGGACAAUGGACAAGUCACUUGACAUGGAUCAGGAAGGCGCAGGUGAACCCGAGAAACGACCCAAGCCAGGCGAGAGAUAUGCUGACGGUGAUCCUGAGGAAAAGCGUCCCAGUCAUGGAGAGAUUCAGACCCCAUGUUUAGAGACUGGAGAAACGGGUACGCAGCUGCAGGGAACACAAAAGACAACCUUCAAACGAGUUAUGCAACAAGUCAUACCAGCUGUCCUCUAUGGAGCUAAAAGUAUCCUUACAGAUACCUGGCCACCUUUCAUACCACAUGGCCACAGUGUCCCUAAUGACACACACCAAGAGGAAACUGAUAACAUAGAUAGAACAACAGAUAACCUGAUUGGUGAAAGUGGAAACUUAAACAGAAGAAAGUCUAACAUAGCGGAGAACAAGAGAAGAGAUCACACUAUCAAAAGUGCCAAUCUGCCUUCUGACGAUCAAGCCUCACCCCGCCAAGCAGUCAUUGAAAUUGGAGAAACUAAUUUGACAGUUAUUGACCCUGGGUCUUCUGGUUUGAAGGUCAUUCAACCAAAUCAACAGCCUGGAGAAACUUAUCUCCCCAGAACCAAUCUUCCAAAGUCAGACGCUUUUGCAAAUGUUCAGGUUCCAUCCCUCCAGACUUCAGGGAUAAAUGUUCCAGCCAUAGAGACAUCAAAUAUCACUCAUGUAAAUUCAGUCGCGACUGCAGGCGAAGGACUCUCAUUCAUACAUGCUCCAUCAUUUAGCCAAAAAACACCAGACAAUAAAACGGACCCUCAGCCUGUAGCACCAGAAAAUGACCAAGAAACAAUAGAUCAACGUUUUAGAAACAUCUGUGAAACAACUCAGACAAUGAUCACACAGCAUGAAUCAGUGUAUGUGUCAACUUUUGGACAGAGGUUGGCAUUGAAACAUCUGCAACACCGUGGAGCAAUAUUUAUGAAAGGACGAUCUGGUUCUGGGAAAUCUAGAUUAGGGCUGAGACUCCUUGCUGACGUCUCAAGGUUGACACAUAGGAUACCUAUAGUCUUGACAGCGGCAGAACAGUGGAGAGAUAUCCCCCAGAAACCCAAAAAUGUAGCAUCUGGAAAACCAGCGAAUAAUUAUGUCGUACUAAUAGAUGACAUUUUCGGAUCGACUAAUUUUGUUGAAUCUCGUUUUGAUGAAUGGACAAGAGUGUUUGAUGUCAUGCAUCCUUCAGUUGAAUCUGGCCAUGUAAUGCUGGUGUUGACAUCUCGACCAGACAUAAGUGACCAAUGCCAGUCCCGACUGAAAAAAUACAAACUUAACAGUCAUAUGUUCCAUCUAACUUUAGAUGAAGGUGAAUUUACACUUCGACCGAAGGAAAAGAAGUUGUUACUCAAAAGGAUUUGCCAAACAAAAGUGAACUUUACUGAAGAGGAGAUCAAUGUGAUAGUACAGUUAAAGACAACACUUGGAUUCCCCCAGUGUUGUCACUAUUUCGCAAGAAGUAAGCAAGCACAGAGUCAAAGGGUCAUUUUUUUCCUAAAACCAAAUGAGUAUGUGUUGGAGGAAGUAAACUGUUUGCAAGAGAGUGAUGGGCUUGGCUAUCUGGUUCUGUUGAUAGUGUUAUUUGAAAAGGGAUAUCUUGAUAACAAGUAUCUUCAUCCUCACAAAAGCCCACAAGAGUUUAAAAAAAGGUUAGAUUAUUUGAUAGAAUUAGGCUCAAAUCUAUCCAAAAAUCCAAGUCUUUAUGACAUCAAACAGAAGGCUGAUUCACUUUGUGGUGUAUACCUGUGUCACACUGGAAAGGGAUACGUUUUCCAGCACCAGUCAAUAUUCGACGCAGUUUUCAUUAACAUUUCCCAAGUGUAUCCUGACAUUUACAUUCCCUUGUGUCCUGCUAACAUACUUGUAGAAUUUGUCAGAACAUCAGAAGGUGAAUGUGAGAACAGAAGAAACCAGGUGCUCUUGAACGAGGAACAUCAUGAAGCGUUUGCUGACCGAAUAACUCAACUGAUGCUGAGUGAAGAAAUGGUCACUGGUCAUAGUAUUUUAAACCACCCGACUCUACGAAAUGAAACAUUUGUAAAUUACUUAGUAGAGAGAUGGAUUUCUCAAAAUAAAGUUAGGGAUAUUGUUUCUCAUAAACUUGGAAAGCCAAGGGCAAUUUUGGAGUUCAUACCCACAUGUUAUGUGACACAGAUUUUAGAAGUCAAUACGUUGCUGGAGCUUUUCAUUCUUACUAAAAAUACAAUCAUGUUCAACAUUCUAUCGGAAAGGUGCAGCCUUACCACUGAUGUGUUGCAGUGUUGUUUGCCCUGUGCUAUCUAUGUAGGGAGUAACAUACUUACAGAGACACUUUUAGCCCAAGGAGCUAAACCAAAUGUGAGCUGCUUCAGCGCUCUUUGCGUUGCAAGAGGCAUUGCUACACACACUACGGAAAGAAUAUUUACAAACGUUUGGGAUGAACAGGCAAACGAGUAUAAACACAACUCAGAUAAUGUGCCUAUGUUGAGUUACAGCCACUUUUCAUUGGCAGUACUUUGUGGAAACUAUGCUGUUGUGAAACUGCUAACAGAUAUAUUGAAGCAUGAGAGAAAAAACAACAUCAUAUUUGAAAAUUCUUUAAGACAGCUGUUACUUGAGCUUCAGACAACUAACCCGUAUCCACAGUUCAAACCGUACGACAUGGACAACUUGACAAAGAUAAUGAAGAUUCUACUGAACAAUUAUCAUGCCAACGAUACUUAUUACCUCUGCUGCUUAGCAUCGGCUCACGUUGAUGCAUCAGCUCUGAAACUGAUUCUGGAACUCAACAAGACAGUUACAGUUGAAUCUGAUACAUAUAUUGCAUGGAGCAUAUUUUCAGAUUAUAAAAACCCAUUUGAUCAAGCUGCAGCAUAUGGUGGGGCAGACUGUUUGGAAGCUCUGUUACAACAUAGCAGUGUUCCUUUCAUAAAUCCCAUUGAUGAAGGUAAAAGGCCCUUGCUUCACAUUGCAGCCGGACAUGGAAACACAAAAUGUGUUCAAAUGUUGCUGAGAUUAGGCAAGCCUGUUAACUCGACGGACUUCAUUGGGAGGACCCCAUUACACUGGGCUGUAUCAAACAACCAUACUGAAUGUGUAAAGCUACUGAUGGAUAAAGGAGCAUCUAUUGCUGUGCAGGACAAUUUCAAUGGGACACCUCUUUCUUCAUGCACAAACAUAGACAUUAUUAAUCACGUACUAAAGUCGGUUACUGAUAUUAAAAUCGAAUUGAAAGAAGAGCUUGUUCGCAGAACAAUUGAAUUUGGGGACUUGAAGGCUUUGAGAUUAUUGUGCAAAAUGAUUGAUGUACAUAUGGGUUUGGAAAAACGCUCCACGCACAUUGAGUGGGAUACUGUUUAUGCUGAAACGGUACUUCAUGCUGCUUGCAGACAUGCUGAUAUGGAAAAAGUGCAAUAUUUGUGUGAAAUUGGAGCCAAUGUUCAUGCAUUAGACACGGAAGGGGAAACCGUUAUACAUGCAGCAGCAGGAUCACACUUUCUUGGAGUAGAAAAACUUGAAUAUCUGCUUAAUGUGAAAAAGGUUCCUCUUCAUACAACAGACAAUGGGGGGAGAACAGCUCUUUUUCAAGCAGUUAUAUCAGCAGUGGAUACAGGCGAUGUUGAGCCUAUGGCGUUUCUGAUAGACAAAGGACUGAGUGUUAACCACAAGGAUAAAUUAAAUAGACACACCUUGUUAUACAUAAUGAUACGUUGCUCUACCCAUUGUCCAAACCCAAAACAUUUUUCAGAAGCCAUUACAAUCCUUCUGAAUGCACAUGUUGAUACUAAUCAACAAGAUCUUGAAGGUAGAACAGCUCUCCACUUGGCAAUUGAGAAGCAGAACAAGGAGAUUGUCAGGUUGCUUCUUGAAAAUGGCUCAAAUGCGAGUCAAUUGACUAACUAUGGAGAAACGCCUUUACACUAUGCUGCACAAUGCCCUCUACCGCAAAAUGUCCUUGACAUUAUGAAGCUGCUUCUAGAACACCAGACAGAUAUGGAUGCACAGAAUUGGAGGUGGAUGACAGCACUUCACCUUGCUGUUCAGUCAAAGGAAAUUGGAAGAGUAAUGUUGCUACUGCAACAGAAGGUCAACCUCAAUUUACAAGACUACAAGGGAAGCACCGCCCUCCAUUUUGCAACACAGAUUUCAUGUUGGCCAAUUGCUUCACGCCUAUUAGAUAAAGGCUGUGAUGCAAAUAUACGAGAUUAUUAUGGCAAAACAGCAUUGCAUUAUGCAUCAGAAUCUGACUACAUCUUUAAUAUUCUUCUUCUCCUUGAAAAAGAUGUAGAUAUAAACGCGCAGGAUAAGGAAGGACAGACAGCCCUUCACAUUGCUAUAAGUCAUGGCGGGAUGAAAGCGGUUGAGUUGCUUUUAGAGGAAGGCAUAGACACAAUGCUUCAAAAUAAUAAAGGGAGAACAGCCCUCCACGUUGCUGCAGUGGUGGAUAACGUUUAUGUACGAAUGCUCCUAAAUGUAGGUGUGGAUCCAAACGUACAAGACCAACAGGGUAUGACAGCACUUUCAUGUGCAAUAGAACGUGAACAUGUCCAGAACAUUGCACUGCUCUUCGAUAAAGUGACAGACCCAAACUUACUUGACAGUGAGGGCCAAACGUUAUGGUUUUAUGCAUGGUCAGAAUACACAUGGAAACUACUGCUGGAAAAAGGAGCUGUUCCAACUAUCAUAGAUCGAAAGGGGAGAACAGCACUUCACUAUGCGGCAAGAUUACAUACAAAUAUCAAUUUAAUAAAACUAUUGUUUCAAAAAGGUGUCAAUCACCUAUUGAAAGACCACACAGGGAGAACAGCCCUUCACAACGCUGCUGAGACAGGAUGUGAAGAGACAAUUCACCUUCUCCUGGAGAUGGGUGUUGACCCAAGCAUCAAAGAUGAAACAGGAAAGGUUGCUCUCCAUUAUGCUGCAUGCAGUUUGAAUAGUGGUGGCGUAAAAUUGCUGUUAGAAAAGGGUGUUAACCUGGCUGUAAAAGACAACACUGGCGGGACAGCUCUUCAUUAUGCUGCACAGGAAGGAAUAACUGACGAUGUUGCGUUGCUCUUAGAGAAAGGUUGCGACAAAAACGAACAGGAUAGACAGGGAAAGGUGGCACUUCAUUAUGCUGCAGAGAGAAAAGAGAGUGACAUUCUGAAACUGUUAAUCCAUAAAGGGGCGAAUCCCAGCGUAGUGGACCUAAGUGGUAGGACAGCCCUUCACUAUGCUGCAAUGAAAGGAACAUUGGACAGUGUUAAGGCGCUUUUAUUAAAAGGUGUUGACGCAAAUAUACAAGAUGGGCUGGGUAAAACAGCACUUCACUAUGCAACAGGGGGAUCUGAUAGCGAUUUUGUUGUACAAGACACAUGUUACAAGCAAACUGCCCAAGUACUCUUAGAAAGUAGCAAUAAUGUCAAUAUCAAAGAUGACAGGGGCAUGACAGCCCUCCACCAUGCUGCAUGGGCUGGCAAACGUGAAACUAUGACUCUACUUAUUGAAUAUGGUGUUAGUCUUUGUAUGCAAGAUCAGCAAGGCAUGACAGCACUUCACUAUGCAGCUGAAAAGGGAAAUAUCGAGUGUGUCAAACAACUCCUACAGAAGGACAUUGACCCAAGCAUACAAGAUAAUGAGGGCAGGACUGUUCUUCAUUGCGCUACAAAGAAACUACACAGAGGCAUUUUUGCAAAUAUUCUUCAGAAAACCAGUGACCCAUCUAUACAAGACCACCAAGGACAGACAGCUUUUCACUAUGCAGUUCAUGUUUUCAAAUCUAUGUGUGAGGGGAAUAUCGUAUACAAGAAGUAUUUUUACAAUAUUCACAUGAAAGCACUCACUGACUGUGUUGCACAGCUUAUUGAGAAAGGCAUGGACCCCAGUAUUCAGGAUCACAAAGGACGGACAGCUCUUGAAUAUGUUGAAAAUGGGAAUCGUCGUGCCAUUAUUAAAGAGCUUCUGGAGUAAGGGAUGCACAAAUAUGUUCUCAAUUAGAGUGAGUGAGUG